This is a messenger RNA of Clupea harengus (Atlantic herring), 1168 nucleotides long. RefSeq names its product Fc receptor-like protein 2. Gene Ontology annotation, molecular function: transmembrane signaling receptor activity. The transcript has 6 exons. Gene Ontology annotation, biological process: immune response; cell surface receptor signaling pathway. The record is from RefSeq and is a predicted model, not a curated record. Gene Ontology annotation, cellular component: external side of plasma membrane. Bases 1 to 948 code for a protein of 315 amino acids. NCBI's taxonomy places the organism in Eukaryota, Metazoa, Chordata, Actinopteri, Clupeiformes, Clupeidae.
AUGUUCGAGAUUGAGAUCCAUUUUAAUCCCAAAGCUGUUGCAACCCCUCUGUCCAACUGGACAAACAUCUUCAUUGAAAAACCAAAUCCAGUUCUUAGAGGACCAUCACAGACCUGGCUGACUGAGGGAGACUCAGUGACUCUGAGCUGUGAGGUUAGAGGCUCCAAUACAGGCUGGAGAUUCCACUGGUACAAGACUGCCCCCUACAGUCCUGAGUUGGUACAUGUGUUACAUGAGAAGAGGGAAUAUUCUCUACAGCUGGUCUCAGACAGCAUCAGUGGAGCUGGAGGCUCCUACACUCUCAGCCCAGCUGUUCUUAGACACACAGGGGUUUAUGUGUGUAGAGCAGAGAGAGGAGAGCCAGCCUAUCACACAGAGUUCAGCCAACCUCAGCCACUCUGGGUCACAGGUCUUUUUCCUGCAUCCUCUGUGGUUGCCAGUCCCAAUACAAAUCAACACUUUACACUUGAUUAUCUUUCCCUGAGCUGUGAGAGGAGUGGGAACUCAACUGGAUGGAGAUUGAUAUGGUUCUCCAAAUCGACAGUGUGUGACAUGUGUCCCUCUGGCUGGACAUCAGAAACAGGAUCCACCUGCAUCACCAGAUCAGCAUCAUCAUCAGACAGUGGCGUUUACUGGUGUCAGUCUGAGUCUGGAGAGCAGAGUAAUCCUGUCAACAUCACAGUGCAUGAUGGUAAUGUAAUCCUGGAGAGUCCUGCCCAUCCUGUGACUGAGGGAGAUCCUCUGACCCUGCGCUGUAGAUAUCGCUAUAAGCCAUCAAACAUCAGUGCUGACUUCUAUAAAGAUGGGACACUCCUCCAGACCUCCACCACAAGGGAGAUGACCAUCCCUGCAGUGUCAGAGUCACAUGAAGGAGUCUAUAAGUGCAGGAACCCAGAGAAAGGAGAGUCACCAGAGAGCUGGGUCACAGUCAGAGGUUGGAAAGGUUAGUAGUUAUGUAUUGGUUUUCAUCAGUGGAAUUAGAUUUUCAGUGACAGCCAUGUUGAUGUGUGUUGUUGUGUUUCACAGUUUCAGAUUCUGAGUCCUCUAAUUUGGUGGUAGCAGUGGGCGUAGUGGUGGGACUGCUUAUAGCCUUUGCUCUGGUUAUUUUACUAGUCCUGCUGUAUCGCUCCCGCAAGGUCAACGGUUCAGGCUCAGUGACACCAAACCC